Eurytemora carolleeae is the source of this 1895-nucleotide messenger RNA. RefSeq names its product aspartate aminotransferase, mitochondrial (gene Got2). Gene Ontology annotation, cellular component: mitochondrion. The transcript has 14 exons. The coding region runs from base 6 to 1301 and encodes 431 amino acids. Gene Ontology annotation, biological process: biosynthetic process; L-aspartate catabolic process. Lineage: Eukaryota; Metazoa; Arthropoda; Copepoda; Calanoida; Temoridae. The record is from RefSeq and is a predicted model, not a curated record. Gene Ontology annotation, molecular function: pyridoxal phosphate binding; L-aspartate:2-oxoglutarate transaminase activity.
AUAAAAUGAAUCAUAUUUUCAGAAGAAUGCUCUGCAGUUCUUUGACCAGCGCUCAGCGCUCUGCUGCCCCCCUCCUCUCCGCUGCUGCCAGGAAUUCUUCCUUCUGGAGUGGAGUUGAGAUGGGUCCUCCUGAUGCCAUUCUUGGAGUUUCAGAGGCUUUCAAGAGAGAUUCUAAUCCUAAGAAGAUCAACCUUGGAGUUGGAGCUUAUAGGGAUGACGCUGGUCAACCCUUUGUCCUUCCCUCUGUGCACAAGGCUGAGAUGAAGAUCAUGAGUGCUGGUCUGAACAAGGAGUAUGCUCCUAUUGGGGGUGAGGCUGAUUUCUGUACAGCCUCCGCUAAACUAGCCCUGGGGGAGGACAGCACUGUGGUCAGGGACGGCCUCAAUGUUACUAUUCAGGGAAUAUCUGGAACUGGUUCUCUACGUGUAGGCACUGCGUUCCUGUCUAAAUGGUUCCCCGGGAACAAGACAGUUUAUCUGCCUAAACCCUCUUGGGGAAACCAUACUCCCAUUGUUAAGCACGCUGGUAUGGAGGUUGGAGGUUACAGGUAUUAUGAUGCUGGAACCUGUGGACUAGAUUUUGCUGGAGCUGUUGAAGAUAUUAAGAAGAUACCUGAGGGAUCUAUUAUUAUGCUGCACGCUUGUGCACACAACCCAACGGGAGUUGACCCAACAGCUGAACAGUGGAAGGAACUAAGCGAGGUUGUUAAGGCGAAGAAACUCCUUCCCUUCUUCGAUAUGGCUUACCAGGGAUUUGCUUCCGGUGACGUCGACAAGGAUGCUUUUGCCGUCAGACAGUUUAUUGCUGACGGUCAUAUGAUUCUUCUGUCCCAAUCCUACUCUAAGAAUAUGGGACUCUACGGAGAAAGGACUGGAGCAUUCACCGUUGUCUGCAAGGACAAAGAUGAAGCAGCUAGAGUAGAAUCUCCGAUUAAGAUUAUUGUAAGACCUCUGUACAGUAACCCACCCAGGCACGGAGCCAGGAUUGUUACACAGAUUCUGAAUACUCCAGAACUCAGAUCUGAAUGGUUGGUUGAUGUAAAGACGAUGGCGGAUCGUAUUAUUACAAUGAGAACUCAGUUGAAAGAUGGAUUAACCAAGGAAGGUUCCUCCCUGAACUGGCAGCAUAUUACUGAUCAAAUUGGCAUGUUCUGUUUCACCGGAAUGAAACCUGAUCAGGUUGAGAGGAUUACUAAGGAGUUCUCAAUCUACUUAACUAAGGAUGGACGUAUCUCAAUGGCUGGAAUAUCAAGCUCUAAUGUUGGAUACCUAGCUCACGCUAUGCAUACUGUUACUAAAUAGAGAUGAUGCUGUAAGCCUUAAGAAGACUCCUGGUAGAGCCCUCAACCCUAAACCUACCGAUAGGACUAAAAAAAAAUCUUCCUGAAAGGGACUGUCAGCGUAAUUUCAAGUGACCUUCCAUUUAAAGAGAGGCAUGUCAGAUUCACAGCGGUAAACUUUGUCCGUGCAACGAUAAGGUAGAUAUCCUCAUUCGUACAGCUGAUGAAUGAGUGCCGGGAGACUCGAGGUUACAUUGUUCACUGUACACACCGUGUACUUGCGCGGGUUUUUGGCAAUUAAUUUCCCGCUUUAUAAAUCAGAAUAUCUACAAAUACUUGAUAACACAAAGAAAGGUUAAAGAGUUGUAAAUCGGACAUGCCACUCUAUGAAUGGAAGAUCGCUUAAAGUUACGCGUACACUCCCUUAACGAAUAAAAAUGGAAUUUCACCAUAUCCCUUGUAUGUAAUUAUGUAUGAAUGGUUGCAUAAACAUAAAACUAGUAAUAUAGACAUUUUUAGUAGAAAUCUUACACAUUGUUAUAAAAUAUAUAUAUGGAAAAUGAAACUAAAUAUAAUCCUGGUGAAAAAAAUGACCGAAAUAUAUUUAACAACUAUA